AUGUCUGUCCAAACAUCAAAUUCCAUUUUUCUGUCCGCUCAGGGCAAGCUCCUCGUCCAGCCUGUGACAGAAAAGUACACAGUUGAGGGCUCCCAAUGCCUUGUCCGUGUCGACUAUUCAGCCAUCAACCUCUGCGAUUACAACUUCUUCUACAUGGGACUUAAUUCCUUCAUCACCGGAUUCGAGAUGUCCGGUACUGUCGAGCAAACGGGCCCCGACUCACGAUUCCAAGUCGGAGAUACCGUCUUCGGAAUCUCACCCGUCGUCAUUCCAAUGCCAUCCUCGCACGGAACCCACCAGGACUUGGUAGUCGCGAGGUCUGAGCUGCUCUUUAAGAUCCCAGCCGGUAUAUCAGCAAAAGAUGCCAGUGUGGUCUGCAUGCCGGCACAAACGGCGGCAGAUGCCUUGUUCAAUGUCAUUGGAUUGGGGAUUCCAGCCGCUGGCGUCGCUGGCAUUGACCCUGUUGGCAAGGGAAUUCUCAUCUGGGGCGGCGCGAGUAGCGUUGGAAUGAUGGCCAUUCAAUUAGCCAAGGCGGCUGGGCUCCAACAUAUCUUUGCAACAGCCUCAGCUAAGAACCAUGACAUCCUUCGAGAGUUGGGAGCCACCCACUGCUUCGACUACAGGAGCCGCAACGUGGUUGAAGAUAUUCAGCAGGCUCAGAAGACGCUCGGGAUUGUUUUAACCUUGGCCUUCGAUACUGUAGGCAAAGGAGUCGUGGGUCCUGCUGAUGCUGGCAGCCCUAGCACUCCUGAGCUUACGAAGAGUGUAUUGGGCGCCUCUGAGAGUCUUCGCCUAGCCUGUACGCUCCCGGUCCGCCAAGACCCUACCUUCGGUAUGUGCACGUCAUAUCGGCCAAGCGGCAGUAUGAACGCCAUGGGCGCACCUCAAGAUCCGGAUUCAGCUAUCCGUAUACGCAGGAUUAUGGAAAAUAUGCUGGCUGCAAAAGAUGGAUGCUUGAGACUGCCUGUUGUCACAGUUGUAACGGGUGCUGAGGCUGGUAUCGAGGCAAUCCGACGUGUUGCCGGUGGGGAAAUGAGCAUGGAAAAGCUAACGCUAAAGCAUCCACUAGAAUAG
Molecule: messenger RNA, 1074 nt
Organism: Fusarium subglutinans
Lineage: Eukaryota; Fungi; Ascomycota; Sordariomycetes; Hypocreales; Nectriaceae
Product: alcohol dehydrogenase
Exons: 1
Coding region: 1-1074 (357 amino acids)
Molecular function (GO): oxidoreductase activity, acting on NAD(P)H
Source: RefSeq, a predicted model, not a curated record